Paraphaeosphaeria sporulosa is the source of this 2705-nucleotide messenger RNA. Its product is annotated as PLC-like phosphodiesterase. Lineage: Eukaryota; Fungi; Ascomycota; Dothideomycetes; Pleosporales; Didymosphaeriaceae. The coding region runs from base 230 to 2272 and encodes 680 amino acids. The transcript is spliced from 6 exons. Gene Ontology annotation, molecular function: phosphatidylinositol-4,5-bisphosphate phospholipase C activity. Gene Ontology annotation, biological process: lipid metabolic process; phosphatidylinositol-mediated signaling. The record is from RefSeq and is a predicted model, not a curated record.
CUUUAACGUUGUGCCGCACCCCGUAGCCUUGCACAGUCACAGAAUCUUGCUUUCCGCAGAGCGGCCUUGCAUGCGUAUCAGCCUCUCCCGCGUAUCAGCUAGCUGCGCAGCUGUGUUGCUUCCUUUCCCUGCACAUUAGGCAGGACCGCCCGGCCGCUCUCUCCUGGCUACUUUCCCGCCUCGUACAGACCGCUCCCCGUUAUCCGACCCCGCUGGGCCCCACCACAGCAUGGCAGCCCCUCCACCCACAGAUGCGAAGGCAGCCAGUCCUGCGAAAGAUCCCAAGCUCGGUGUCCCCAAAGCUGAGAAGGCCGAGCUGCAGGCCGGAGGAGGCAGUGCAGCGGAGGCACAAAAAGCGAGGACCGUAGAGUCGCUGAACUCGACCUUGUCGACAUACCUGAAGACGCUCUACGAAGAGGUAGAGAAGAAGUACAAGCUCGGAUCCAAACAAGGGCUCGCCGAGUGGCUCGCCGAUGAGCAACAGGCACCGGCUGUGGAUGCUGAGAUACUCAAGGAUGGCUCGUUCUCGCAUUUCGCCAACUACUUCACCAGCGGUACGGGGAACGCUAUGAAGCCUGCCGAGGCUGUAGACGGAUCGUGGCCCAUAUCGAACUACUUCAUCUCCUCAAGCCACAACACAUACUUGACGGGAAACCAGCUAGCAAGCGCUGCAAGCGUGGACGCCUACAAGAAUGUACUCAAAAGGGGUUGCCGCUGCGUCGAGGUCGAUGUAUGGGAUGGAGAGCCGCCGUCCGAUUCUGAGUCUAGUUCCGACGAGGAGGCUCAGAAGACGAGCGGCAGUGGGGUGAAGGAGAAGGUGAAAAAGGAAAAGAAGAGCUUGCGCAAGAGGCUUGAGCUACGUUUUGGGCGAAAAGCGUCUCCACCUCCUAAAGAAACUCCAAAAGCAGCUUCUCCACCACCCCCAGCUGCCGAACAACGAAUUGCACCAUGGCGGUCGAACAGUUCUAGCAGGGCUGAGCCGAGGGUGCUUCAUGGCUACACUUUGACCAAGGAGAUGUCAUUCAGAGAAGUCUGCCAGACCAUUCGAGACUAUGCAUUCGCCUCUUCGAACCUCCCUUUGAUUGUAAGCCUGGAAGUGCACACCAGUCCUGCGCAGCAGGAGAUCAUGGUAGAACUCAUGAAGGAGUACUGGAGAGGUAUGUUGGUCGAUCUACCUCUCGAUCCAUCCGAGGCCUCCGAACAGAUCAAACUUCCCACUCUGAAAGAUCUGGAGAACAAAAUUCUCGUCAAGGUGAAGCGCGUGAGCCACAAGCCAAUCGCUGCUGCUGCGAAGCCUGCAACUCUCCAAGCGCCCGCUCAGUUGACCCCCCAGCAAACCAAUGAGUCUGCGCAGUCCGAAAUCAGUUCAGAUUCCGAGGACGCCGGAGUUGCCCCAGAGAAGCCGCCAGCGCCCAAACCCAAGGUCAUUGACGCACUUUCAAAGCUCGGUGUUUACUUCGGGGGUUACCACUACAAAGGAUUGGAUGUCCCGGAGGCCAACAUUCCCACACACGUAUUCUCGCUUUCGGAGAAGACACUUAUGGAAGUCCACGAAACGAGCCCCGCCGCGCUCUUCAAGCACAACAAGAACUUUUUCAUGCGCGCAUACCCCAAGGGCCUUCGAGUGACCUCUUCCAACCUCAAUCCAGCCAUCUUCUGGCGACAGGGUGUGCAGAUAGUAGCUCUCAACUGGCAACGCUGGGAUGGGGGCAUGAUGCAAAAUGAAGCUAUGUUCGCGGGCACAGCUGGAUGGGUGCUGAAACCUGAGGGCUAUCGAGGCGCGAGUUCUGGGACUUUGCCAAAGGAUGCCAUAGAGCACCACAACCUCGAUCUCAGCAUUGAAUUCCUCGCCGGGCAAGACAUUCCGCUUCCUCCCGAAGAAGACGAUCCAAAAGAUUUCAAGCCUUACAUCAAGGUCGAGUUGCACGUCGAGAAGCCUGAGGAAGGGGAGGCCGAGGCAAUUCCAGGAGGCGGGGCGAGCAACAAGGGCGAUUAUAAGAAGAAGACCAGAACUGCAAAGACAACGAAUCCCGAUUUUGGCCGAGAAAUCGUAGAGUUCAAAGGUGUCAAGAGGGUGACAGAAGAAUUGACAUUCGUCAGAUUCAAAGUCAUGGACGACGAGCGUAUCAGCGAUGACCUCGCGGCCUGGGCUUGCUUCCGGCUUGACCGCCUACAACCUGGCAUCCGCAUGCUGCACCUCUACGACUCCAACGGCGUCGUGUCCAAGGGUGUGCUGCUGGUGCGGAUCAAGAAGACGGUUAGUAAGGCGUGAAGACAGCUCUAGCUCCGCUUGCUGCUUCCAUCUGCGCCUCCGUUCGUAACUCUACUGUUCCUGAACUGUACUGGCGCGCCGAGCCGUGAUCCGCCUCCCGGAUCCCGUUCUGUUUCCUUUGUUUCAGACCACGGGGAGUCAAUACUGAUCUGUGGAUGUAGUUCUUCCCUGUCGGUCUUCGGGUUCAUCGUGGGGCCAGUCUAGGACAUGGACGUGGACACCACCUUCCACAGCACAAGCCGGCGCGCCAUCUGUCGCAGAAGCACGCCAGCAAGCAUGGGACGAGUCGCAGUAGAAGCAGUGGGGGUAGGAAGCCUUAGCGUUUGCACUUUGAACCGGUCACUUGAUGCGUUGUGCGUUGAACGUAUACCUCCCCUUUGUGCUGCAUUCGGAGCGAGCAGUGCCUGCAUAGAAAUGAUAUCAUAUUUGCAAC